AGGAGGAGUUCUCUUUCUGCUCUAGAAGGAUGCAGAACCCCUGACCUCUGUCUGUACAGUGGCGAUUGGCCUUGUGCUGAUCACAUGCACUCUCCCAAGCAAAAAAAAAAAACCUCUCUAGCAAUACAAACCAAACUGAGCAUGUGCAGAGUGUCUCCACACAAUAUGUCUUAUCAGGAGAAGGGAACGAUCAUAGAAGUUAGGAUCAAACAGCAUUUUUACACAAUGUAGAAGAUUAACUCUUUAGGUUCCAGAGUAAGUAUAAAAAGCAUGCUUUACUGCAUAUACAGACUGAUUUUACGGUUGUGGGUUUAGUAACACUUUAAUAAGGA
Messenger RNA from Staurois parvus, 332 nucleotides. The record is from the annotation of a GenBank genome assembly. Lineage: Eukaryota; Metazoa; Chordata; Amphibia; Anura; Ranidae.